Messenger RNA from Caenorhabditis angaria, 12522 nucleotides. The record is from the annotation of a GenBank genome assembly. NCBI's taxonomy places the organism in Eukaryota, Metazoa, Nematoda, Chromadorea, Rhabditida, Rhabditidae.
AUGCGAAACAAUUUAUCACCUCUACUAAUUCUAUUCCUAUUUCUGAUUUUUCAACGCGGCAUCUCGAGAGCCGAGGAAAAUUGUCCGGAAAGGUUGGUUUUCUGGCGGGAAAUUUGAAUUUUAUCAAUUUCGCGCCGAAAGUAUUGAUGGAAAUUUGAAUAUCAAGGUUUCGCGCCGAAAAAUCAACUUGGUUUUUGGCGCGAAAAUUUGAAAAUUACAAAUUUAAAAUUUCCCGCCAACAAAUUUCGGCGCUAAUUUCAAAUAUUCAAAAAAUCCAUGUUUUUGGCGCGAAAACUUUAAAAUAUGAAAAUUUACACUGCACCGCCCAUAUUUUUUGCGGAAACUUUGAAAAAUCAAAUUUCCCGCCAACUAUUUUUGGCGCUAAUUUCAAAUAUUCAAAAAAUCUUCCGUGCCGCCCAUGUUUUUAGCGCGAAAUUCCAAAGUUUUCUUCCAGCUGCAAAUGUCAACCGGACGCCAAUCAACCAACUCAUCUUCAAGUAACCUGUAACCUCCUCGUCUCAAGUUCACCUAAAAUCCACCGCAUCUCCCAACAAAUCCGAUCGCUCAUAUUAACAUGCGCAGACGACACAAAAAUCCGGUUAGCUGCCGAUUUUCUCGAUGGAUGUACGAGUUUGAACAAUUUGAGAAUUGAGGUGAGUUGGAAAUUCGGAAAAAAAAUUGGGAAAUUUUUGCCCACCCUGUAUAAUCCCCGGGGUUAAUCCCGAAAUAAUCGUCUUCGUUUCUCGUUUUCACUCUCCCCCGCUCAGAGAACUAAGAAAAUAUAUAUUAUAAGGUCAAAACAAAAGGGAGACGUCUAACACCCGUCUCCCUUUCUAUUAUAUCUUUUUCCCCUUCUUCCUCUUGUCUUUAAUUAGCCGAGUUGCGUAAUCGAAACAAGUCGUAUAAUAGCGAGAGACGAGCGAACACCAUGUUUUCUUCUUAUUCACCAUAUAUUUUUUGCCAACAAUGAUUUAUGACCGGAACAGGGGUGAAAACGAAAAAAAAAGUGAAAAUAUUUGUGAGGGACGAGUCGGCGCCUAGGCCAUGUGUGCAAUUCGCGCUCCAUCGAACACACGGAAUUUAUUUUUAUUUUUUCGCGUUUUUUCGGGAAAACUUUGGUUUUUCGAGGUUUUUGGUGAAAUUGGAUAGUGGAAAUGGGGAAAAUGAGUGAUUCAGUUGAAAAUUUACAAAAUUUUCCACUUUUUACCCGGAAAAUUCCUCAAAGAUUCGCCAAAAAUUCAAAUAAUUCAUUUCAUAAUAAAUUGAUGAUGGUUUUUCCGGUGAUGUGCCCCAUCUGCCUUCUUGUUACUACAAAACACUUGAAGAACAAUAUACCACUAAUCUCCUUUUCUUUUUUCAACUCAACAACACAAAUUGACACUCCUCUCCUCUUUUCCUACUUGAAACAACACAUGUCAAAAAUUUAUUGGAUUAGUCGAAAAAAAUUGGUUUUUUCAAACAAAAAAACAAGGAAAAUUGGAGAAAAGGCGAUUUCACGCUGUUGAAAACGGGAUUUAAAAAAAACAUUUUUUAAUGUAGAAGCAAAUGCACUCUAUUGAGAACUUGGAAAUUUCAUGAAAAAUUUAAAUUUUUAGUUUUUUUUUGUGAAAAAGGAAUCUAAGUGCGCCUUAUUGCUAAACAAGAAAAUUAUUUUUUUUUUCUCUAAAAACAAGUGCGAACCUGGAAAUUGAGAACCUGGAAAUUUUUAUAAGAAAUUCGAAAAUUAAUUUUUCUUUCUUUUAAAAACAAAUGCGCUCUAUUGAGAACCAAGUAUUCCCCUGAAAAUUGCAAAAAAUAACAUUUUUCUUUAAAACCAGCAAAUGCGCGCCAUUAACAAUCUUCAAUUUUCGAAGAAAAUUCAAAUUCUCAAUUUUUUAAAUAAAACCAGCAAACGCGCGCCACUGACAAUCUUCAAUUUUCGAAGAAAAUUCAAAUUUUCAAUUUUUAUAAAAACAGCAAAUGCGCGCCAUUGACAAUCUUCAAUUUUCGAAUAAAAUUCAAAUUUUCAAUUUUUAUAAAAACAGCAAAUGCGCGCCACUGACAAUCCCCCGUUUCCCAAGAAAAUUCAAAUUUCUACUUUUUUUCCUCUAAAAAAAGCAAAUGUGCUCUACUGAGAAUCCCCCGUUUCCGAAGAAAAUUCAAAUUCUCAAUGUUUAAAAUAAAAACAGCAAAUGUGCUCCACUGAGAAUCCACCAUAUCCCUACAAAAUUCAAAUUCUCAUUGUUUUUUUUUUCUGCAGGCCUGCCUUCUUCCCGAAAAACUGUUCGACAACGAUUCGGCAGCCAAUCUGCGAAGCCUAGAAAUCAAAAAUGGUCGACAUCUGGAGCUCACCGAAAAUCUCCUGCAACCUCUAACUCGACUAGAAAAAUUGCACGUUGUGGAGUCGAAAAAUGUGCCGGAGAUUACGGAAAAAUUACUGUGCGCAUUGCCAAAUCUACAGGUAUGUGGGGUCCUUUAAAAACAUUUGGGGGGUGGGGGGGUGAAAAUUGAUCUCUCCUUUAAAUUUUGUGCCGCCGGCAGGCAGAUGGCCAUGGCUUAGAAGGCUUCAGCAAUUUUGAAUAGACAUACACUACUCUGUCAUAAUUAUUAUUAUUAUUGCUUCUUAUUGUUAUCGUUAUGUAUUAGUUUGGGGGAAAAAGAAAGAGGAAUGAGGGUUUUUGUGGCCUAGAAAUCCAAAAAUGUCAUGUCGAAAAAAAAACUAAAAAAAAACGUUUUUUCAGCCAAAAAUGAUGAAAAAUCAAUAUUUUUGAAGCUUCUGGAAUAAUUUCUGCUUAAAAUGGACCUUGGAAUUCACUUUCCAGAAGGUUUUGCUGAUUUUUCGGAAAAUAAAAAAUUUUAAAUUUUGAUGAAUUUCGAAAAAAAUCAUAAAAUAAAGCAAAAUAGGGUUCUCGAAGCUCAUUUUCAUCAGAAAUCACUCCAGAAGCUUAAAAAAUAUCGAUUUGUCAUCAUUUUUGACUGAAAAACUCGAACAACUAAUUUUGACCUACAAUGUUUUUUCGACAUUUUUUGACUUUUCGUGAAUUGAUCUUUCGAUGUUAAAAAAACAUUUUUCAACAUUUUUUUCGUUCGUGCAUCAGCCCUUAUGAAAAAAAUGUCUAAAAAUAGGAAAAAUAUAGUUUUUUGACAUUUGCAGAAUCGAAUUUUUUUGUAAAAAACAUUUUUUUUAAAGUUUUUUUUUCGACAUGAAUCACCCCAUCGGAUAUUUUUGACCCGCAAUAAAUUUAGCAUAUGAAUAGGAUUGAAAAUAGAUAGAUACACCAGUCAAAACAACAAACAAUUAUAUUGUUAUUCAUAAUUUUUCACCUUGACAGAGAGAAAAAACCGCGGCGGCCGUGGCUAAUUAGCUAAAUGAUCCAUGAAGCCUAGGGAUCCUUUUGAGCUCCCCUAAUUAGUCGAAAAAUUAAUGAGCUUGGAUGGAAAUUUUUGAUUUGUAAAUAAAAACUUUGUGAUGAUUUUCGACCCAAAAAACACUCCUGGAGCUCAUUAAUUACCCCUAAUAUCAUUUUUCAGGUGUUGAAUUUGUCGACCAACACAAUGCCGACAUUGAGCCGCGCGGAAUCGUGUAUUGCGCAACAAUUGCUCAUUGUAGAUCUGUCGAGAAAUGAGUUGCGCGAUGUUCGGUGAGUUGUAGGGCUGGCACGGAAAAAUGGUGGAUUUUGAGCCGUGAAAACGUGAAAUUUGAACAAAAUUAGGCCCCGCCCACUUUCUGCAAGUCUGGCACGGUUUUUUAAAAAUCAAAUGCUUAGAAAUUUGAACAAAAUUAGGCUCCGCCCACUUUCUGCAAGUCUGGCACGGUUUUUUCGGGGAUUUUUGAACAAAAUUAGGCUCCGCCCACUUUUCUGCAACCCUGGCACGGUUUUUCGGGGAUUUUUGAACAAAAUUAGGCUCCGCCCACUUUUCUGCAACCCUGGCACAGUUUUUCGGGGAUUUUCGAUCAAAUAAGACUCCACCCACUUUUCUGCAACCCUAGCACGGUUUUUCGGGGGGUUUUUGAACAAAUUAGGCUCCGCCCACUUUUCUGCAACCCUGGCACGGUUUUUAAAAAAUCAAAUACUUAGAAAUUUGAACAAAAUUAGGCUCCACCCACUUUUCUGCAACCCUGGCACGGUUUUUGAAUAAGCAAAAGCUUAGAAAUUUGAACAAAUUAGACUCCACCCACUUUCUGCAAGUCUGGCACGGUUUUCGGGGAUUUUCGAACAAAUUAGACUCCGCCCACUUAUCUGCAAGCCUGGCACACUUUUGUUCCCGUUCAAUUUUCGAAUUUUUCCAGAAAUUUCCUUGGCGGCGCUCCAAAUAUUCGACAACUAUCGAUUUCCCAAAAUUUUUUGCAAAAAAUUGACGAUUUAUCCACUCUCACACCACUUUUACAACAAAUCGACGCGGAAUCCAACGAGAUUGCGGAUUUUUCCGCGUCGUCCGCACUUCCGCCCACUCUUGUCCACAUCAACUUGGCGCAAAAUCGCCUGCUCCAAAUUCCUGAAGUGAUUUUGUCGCUGCCCGAUUUGGUGGCGUUGAAUUUGUCGGGAAAUGCGGUGAGCGGAGAGAAUGCGACGAGAUUUGGUAAGGGAUUUUUUUGACCCAAAACUCAUAGAAAAUCUGAAAUUUUUCAGCAUCUAAUGAUAUUGAAAUGUUUGACAUUUCGAAAAAUCGUCUCAAAAAUUUGCCCGAAGAAUGGCUGGCCGGCAGCCAAAAAUCGCUGGUCAACCUGAAAUUGGACGCGAAUUUGAUUGAGAAAUUUGAACCCGGGAUAAGCUUUGAGAAUUUUACCAAUUUGCAAAUCGUAAGUGAUUUUUUGGGCGGAAAAUUGGAAAUUUUUGGAUUUUUCUGAAAAAUGUUUAAUUUUUGUAGUUUUAAGGCUUGAAAAUCUGAAAAUUCAACAAAAAUACAGGAUUUUAGGCCUGAAAAUCUGCAUUUUCAAUGCAAAAUGAAAUAAAAUUUUCAGAUUUUUCGAAAAAUUCAAAAACUAUUUAGCGUAUCUCGAAAUUUUCCCAAUUUUCUCGCGCACCUGUUACUUUCUGUCUAAUUACCCCCCUUCAAUUUCAUCUUAUUCUAUUCUAAUAUCUAUUGACACCUUUUAGAAAAAAAGGUAUAUAAUUAAUAGAUACAGUAGAGUAUAAUAGAAAAUUGAGGAGUAUUAUAAUAAUACAGUACUGUCACUCUCGAGAAUUAGAAUAAGUAUAGGUAAAUAUUUGAGAAGAAGAAAAUCGAGGAAAUAAUUAUAGGUUUUGCCUGCCACCCAAAAAAGUGUGAAGAUUUUUUUGAGAUAAAUGAUUUUUCAUAAUUUAGGGGUAGUUUUUGACCUGUAGAUUUGAAAAAUUUGAGAAAUUUUGACUUAAAAUCAUGAAAAUCUUGCAUUUUUGGACAUGAAACUGAAUUUUUGAGCUCAAAAUCGAUUUUUUAGGCUCAAAAAUUCGGAAAAUCGAAUCCGGAGCUCAAAAUUGAGCCUGGAAAGCCUCUAAAAAUCUCAAAACAAAAAUUUUUCAGCUCGAUCUAUCCUCCAACCUUCUGGAAACCCUUCCCGCUUCACUAUUCUCCUCAAAAAAUCAAAAACUAUCACAAAUCCUGCUCGCCAACAACUCAUUGACUCAAAUCGAGCCCGAAAGCCUUUCAGGCCUCAAAUUGGACCUAUUGGAUUUGUCGGAAAAUCGGCUCGAAGAUAUUCCCGUGGAGUUGGCGCAAGUCGACGCGUUGAAACGUGUCGAUUUGCGACGAAAUCGCAUCAAUAAAUUGGCGCAAAAUGUGUUGAAUCGCGUGAAAUUGUUGCAUUAUGUGGAUUUGUCGGAGAAUUUGUUGCAAAGUGUGAGUUUUUUUUUUUGAAGGCGGGGCACCGAAAAUUUCAAAUUCAAAAUUUUACUCUCUAUUUUGAAGGCUCAAAAAAGAGUUGAGUUGGAAGUUUCGAAUUCCACGUGGCAAAAAUGAUUUUGAAAAAUUUUCAAAUGUUGAAAAUUGGCGCCUGAUAUUCCACGUAGCUAAAUUCCCGCCAAAAAUUAUUUUUCCACGUUUUUUCCACUAAAAAAUCCACGUGGCAAAAUUCAAUUUUGAAAAAUUUUCAAAUUUUUAAACUUGGCGCCUGAAAAUCCACGUGGUCUAGAAUUUUAGCGCGAAAUUUGAAAUUUUGUAAAUUGGCACCUGAUAUUCCACGUAUCUAAAUUCCCGCCAAAAAUUAUUUUUCCACGAUUUUUCCACUAAAAAAUCCACGUGGCAAAAAUCAAUUUUUGGAAAAUUUUCAAAUUUUUAAACUUGGCGCCUGAAAAUCCACGUGGUCUAGAAUUUUAGCGCGAAAUUCGAAAUUUUGAAAUUUGGCGCCUGUUAUUCCACGUGACUAAAUUCCCGCUAAAAAUUCAGUUUUCAAAAUUUUUGCAUCAAUCAAUAAAUCCACGUGACAAAAUGAAUUUGAAAUUUUGAAAAUUGGCGCCUGUUAUUCCACGUAGCUAAAUUCCCGCCAAAAUAUAUUUUUUCACGAUUUUUCCACUAAAAAAUCCACGUGGCAAAAAUCAAUUUUGAAAAAUUUUCAAAUUUUUAAACUUGGCGCCUGAUAUUCCACGUAGCUAAAUUCCCGCCAAAAAUUAUUUUUCCACGAUUUUUCCACUAAAAAAUCCACGUGGCAAAAAUGAAUUUUGAAAAUUUUUAGAAUUUUCAAAUUUGGCGCCUGAAAAUCCACGUGGUCUAGAAUUUUAGCGCGAAAUUUGAAAUUUUGUAAAUUGGCACCUGAUAUUCCACGUAGCCGAAUUCCCGCCAAAAAUUAUUUAUUCAAGAUUUUUGCAUCAACAAAAAUCCACGUGGCAAAAAUGAAUUUAGAAUUUUGUAAAUUCGCACCUGAUAAUAUUCCACGUAGCUAAAUUCCCGCUAAAAAUUCAGUUUUCAAAAUUUUUGCACUAAAAAUCCACGUGGCAAAAAUCAAUUUUGAAAAAUUUUCGAAUUUUAAACUAGAAUUUUAGCUCCAAAUUUUUCCCAAUUAAAAAAAAAUUCAAAUUUUUGUUUUGCAGAUCGGUCCCCUCGUCUUCACAAAUUCACCCGAUUUGCACACUUUGGACCUGUCGAAAAACGAAAUUUCGCUACUUUUCAAAGACGCUUUUGCAAAAUGCCCGAAAUUGCGGAAAAUUGUGCUGAAAAAUAAUCGAAUUCGUGAGUUUUUUGGGGAUUUUUGCUCAAUUUUUAGCUAGAAAACUUGAUUUUCCAUCGAUUUUGAGCAAAUUCGCUCUUUCAGAAUCCAUCGAUGAAGGACUUCUCGAAGCGAAUUCGCUGAAAAAGUUGGAUUUGUCUGAAAAUCGCCUCGUUGUUCUGAAAUGGUCGGCUCUUCCCGAUAAUUUGGAGCAUCUUCAGGCGGAUAAAAAUUCAAUCAAUUUGUUGACGGCUGCUGGAAGAAUGAGGUAAAUAUUUUGGGAUUUUCAGAGCCCAAAAAAAAAUCUGCAAUUUUUUCCAGCCUAAAAUCGAUUUCCCUCACCGACAAUCAAAUUUCGCUACUUUCUGGCGAACAAAUUCCAAAUUCGGUCGAAAAUUUGGAUUUCUCACGAAACCGCAUAAAUCACCUCACAAAAUCCACGUUUUCACAAAAAUUACAAUUGAGAAAAGUGAAUUUGGCCGAAAAUUUGAUCGAAAUUCUCGACGGAGAAGCGAUUAAAAUCAAUGGAAAUGUUCAUCCGAUUCGAAUGAAUUUGUUGGGAAAUCCGCUGCAUUGCUCAUGUCAAAUGAUGUGGAUUUUGGAAAAUGAGGAAUUGAGGGGAAAGGUGAGAGCGAUUUUGGGGUAUUUUGAGAAAUUUGAGAAAUUUUGAGCCAGGAAUUGGUGAAAUUUGACGAAUUUUAGUAGAGAAAUUCGGAUUUUCGUGAAUUUUUUAUCUAGAAAAUUAAAAAUCGAUGGUUUUCUAUAGAAAAUAUGAAAAAAUCGCAAAUUUUUGACCUCUGAAACUCCAAAUUUUCCAGAACCCGGCCAAAGUUUUGCUCGAAAAUCGUGCCAACACAACAUGUCGCCACGUCAUCCACAAAUCCCAAAUUAGCCUAACUUCGAUCCAAAAAGACGAUUUGCUAUGCGAAUAUCAACAAAUCUGCGAACCCGACUGUAUUUGUUGUCAAUACGAAAAUUGCGAUUGCAAAUCAGUUUGUCCAAAUCAAUGCGAAUGUUUUCGAGACAAUGAAUUUCGCCAGAAUAUUGUGAGAUGCGAGAAGAAGAAAUCUGGAAAUUCCAGCAGCUCUUCUUCUGCAGCAAAUUCGAGUGGCUCCAGAGAAUUUGUCGUAUCGAUUUUACCAGUUUUCGCAACGGAUAUCACACUAACCAAUCUCGAUUUACCGCAACUUCGGCGAAAUUCCUUCUUCGGACGAACUCGCCUUCAAACUUUGCGAAUUAAUGGAACAGGCCUGAGAUCUAUUCAGGCUAAAGCCUUCAAAAGCCUGCCAGGCCUGAAAACGUUGGAUUUGUCGAAUAAUUUGCUGUUGGAAUUGAAUGGAGAUGAAUUUGAGCAUUUGAAUGAGGUACAACAGGUUUUUCUGAAUGGAAAUCGAUUGAGACAAUUGAGUCGGAAAGUUGUGGAAAGAUUUCCGAAGUUACGGUUUUUAACACUGCACAAUAAUUCGUUCGAAGAUAUUCCGGCGGCUUUAAGCGGAACAGUAAGCGGAACUUUGAGCGGAAUCUCGUUGUCUGGAAAUCCGUUGAGAUGUGAUUGCUCGGCUGCAAAUGGAGCUGGACAUCAUCAGCAAAUUGUGAGUUUUUUGAAAAUUUUGAAAGAACCAAUUUUUACUUUGCUGAAAAAUCUGAAAAUUUGGCUGAAAAAUCUCAGAAUUUCAAUUUUCAGAUUUUCCUGAAAUUGAAUUUUUUUUUUAGAAAAUUCAAAAAAAAAAUUUUCAUUUUGAUAUUUCUCAAAAAUCUGAAAUUUUUGUUGAAAAAUCCUAGAAAAAUCCUAGAAAAGCUGCAAAAUUGCAAAAAUAUCUAAAAUUGCUGAAAAUUUUGAAAAAUUGAUCUAAAAUUCACCAAUUUUUGGUUUGAAAUUGCUGAAAAAUCUGAAAAUUUCAAUUUUUCAGCUCAAAAUAGUUCUAGAAAUCCUCAAUUUUCAGAUUUUCCUGAAAUUGAAUUUUUUUUUGAAAAUUCAAAAUUUUCAGAUUUUGAUAAUUCUGAAAUUUUUGUUGAAAAAUCCUAGAAAAGCUGCAAAAUUGCAAAAAUGAAUUUUACUUAUCACGGUCUGAAAUUGCUGAAAAAUCUGAAAAAUUGUCUAAAAAAUCUCAGAAUCUCAAUUUUUCAGCUCUAAAUAGUUUUAGAAAUCCUCAAUUUUCAGAUUUUCCUGAAAUUGAAAUUUUUUAGAAAAUUCAAAAUUUUCAUAUUUUGAUAUUUCUCAAAAAUCUGAAAUUUUUGUUCCAAAAAUCCUAGAAAAGCUGCAAAAUUUGCAAAAAUUUUUUUUUUUUACUUAUCCCGGUCUGAAAUUGCUGAAAAUUUUGAAAAUUUGACAAAAUCUAUCAUAUUUGGUCUCUAAUUAACCAGAAAACCUUGAAGAUCCCCAAAAAUUGCCCCAAAUUUCUUUUUCAGAAUCGCUACGGUCCUCCAAUCAUCGAACACAAUGCAGCUGAAUGGAUGUCGAUGUCACGACAUCUGGUUGUUGAUGCUGCCAAAGUUGAAUGCGUUGAAAAUGUCACGAAAGCAUUUAUGACUAACGAUACUACGAUUCUAUCGGGAUAUCCUCCCAAUUUCAACCAUGAUAUAUUUGUAAUGCCAAUUGAUGGUAAGAGAAUUUUUUGGGGAAAAAAUCUGGAUGAAAAUUGAGCUGAAAAAAUUUUCAGCUUGGAAUAAAUCUGAAAAUUUUGACUGCAAAAGAAUUGCAAUUUUCUCUUGAAUUUUUAGCUCAAAAUAAUUCUAGAAAUCCCAGAUUUUCAAAUUUUCUUCAAAUUGAAAAUUUUUUAGAAAAUUCUAGAUUUUUCAACUUGAAAUAAGUCUGAAAAAAUCUGUAAUUUUCCUGUGAAAAAGCUCAGAAUUUCAAGUUUUCAGCUCAAAAUAAUUCUAAAAAUCCCAAAUUUUCAAAUUUUCUUCAAAUUGAAAAUUUUUUAGAAAAUUCUAGAUUUUUCAACUUGAAAUAAGUCUGAAAAAAUCUGAAAUUUUCUAGAAUCUUGAAUUUUUCAGCUCAAAAUAAUUCUAGAAAUCCCAGAUUUUCAAAUUUUCUUCAAAUUGAACAUUCUUUAGAGAAUUCAAGAAAAAUAUGAAAUUUUUGUUGAAAAAUCCUAGAAAAACUGCGAUUUUCAAAAAUUUUUUGGAAAUUCCAGAUUUUCAGAUAGGUCUGAAAAAUCCUGUGAAAAAGAUCAGAAUUUCAAGUUUUCUAGAAUCUUGAAUUUUUCAGCUCAAAAUAAUUCAAGAAAUCCUAAAUUUUCAGAUUUUCCUGAAAUUAAACAUUUUUGUUGAAAUAUCCUUAAAAAACUGCAAUUUUCCUGUGAAAAAUCAUUAAAACCCGGAAAUUCCAGAUUUUCAGCUCAAAAAUCCCUCUAUUUUUCCAGAAUUCCUUCGCGAAUACAACGUCUCGAUCUGUGUCCCAUAUUCUUCUGGAUUCUUCGGACAAGAUCCACAAAAUUCCAUAAUCUUCAUCGCUUUAGCUGUAGCUCUAUCGAUUUUGAUGUGUCUAGCCGUAAUUCUAGCCAUCUCAUUCAUCCGAAAAUCUCACGAUGCUAUAAAUCAACGACGAUACAAAGCAACAUCUUCAUUGAAUUGUUCAACAUCAGCCGGUUCGAGUCCGCUUCCGAUUCCUCUCCUUAGCUAUCAUGCAUUUGUGUCUUAUUCGAAAAAAGAUGAGAAAAUGGUAUUUGAUCAAUUGUGUCGGCCAUUGGAAGAUGAUGAUUAUCAAUUGUGUUUGUUGCAUCGAGAUGGACCGAGUUGGAAUUCGAAUUUGCACGCGAUUUCUGAUGAAUUGAUUGCGCAAAUGGAAAGUGCACAAUGUUUGAUUCUUGUGUUGACUAGGAAUUUUUUGGAAAAUGAAUGGAAGACGUUGCAGAUUAAGGUGAGGGUUUUGAAAAAUUCGCGAUUUUCGACUAACUUCUAAAGAAAAUCCAACAUUUUCAUACAAAAUUUGAUAAAAAUCAGCCUGGACAGGGAUUUUUGAGCUGAAACCCCACAUUUUUCAUGAAAAAUGGAGAAUUUUGACGACUCAAACUGAAAAUUUAAUAUUUUUCAUUUGUUCGAAAAUCCACAGAAGCUUGAAAUUUGAAUUUUCCACCGAAAUCUACGCAAAAUUGAAGCGGAAAUUUGAAAAUUUCGCGAUUUUCGGCUAACUUCUAACGAAAAUGCAACAUUUUCAUAUAAAAUUUUAUAAAAAUCAGCCUGGACAAGGAUUUUUGAGCUGAAAAUCCUAAAUUUUUGUUUAAGAUGUUUUGUGCUGGAAAUAUGAUUUAGGCUAACUUCUGAAGAAAAUCCAAUUUGAUGAAAAAUCAACCUUUGAAGUGAUUUUUAAGCUGAAACCCCACAUUUUUUUGUAUUUAUCAUGAAAAAUGGAAAUUUCAAGCUAUUUCUCUACUCAAACUGUGAAAAUUUACCAUUUUUCAUUUGAUCAAAAAUCCCCAGAAGCUUGAAAUUUGAUUUUUACACCAGAAUCUACGUAAAAAUGCACGAAUUUUCGAAAAUCGAAGCGGAAAUUUGAAAAAUUCACGAAUUUCGGCCACACUUCUGAAAAAAAUCCAACAUUUCCAUACAAAAUUUAAUAAAAAUCAACCUGGACAGGGAUUUUUGAGCUGAAAAUCCUACAUUUUUGUUUAAGAUGUUUUGUGCUGGGAAUUUGAAAAUGUUGCAAUUUUCUGACUGGAAAUAUGAUUUAGGCUAACUUCUGAAAAAUCCAUAUUUGAUGAAAAAUCAACCUUGGAUGUGAUUUUUAAGCUGAAACCCCGAAUUUUUCAUAAAAAACCGAAAUUUUAAGCCAUUUCUCUGAAAAUUUCAUGAAAAAUGGAACGACUGUGAAAAUUCACCAUUUUUCAUUUGUUCAAAAAUCCUCAGAAGCUUGAAAUUUGAAUUUUCCACCGAAAUCCACGUAAAAAUGCACGAAUUUUCGAAAAUUCUGCAUUUUUGCGUCAAUUUUGGUGUCUCCCCAGUUUUACAGUGGAUUUCACGCAAAAUUGCGGAAAUUUUCCAAAAAACUUUUUCAAAAAAAUGAAAUUCACUAUUUUCAAGAAGAAUCUUUUAUGGAAAAAUUCCAAAAUUUUUUGGCUAAUUUUCAUUAAGAUUCCAAUUUUCAAAUCUAACUCUAAUUUUUUUGAACUUUUUUUUCACCCAAACCACAAUUUUUCCAGACCUCCCAUCAAUUAUUCUCAAAAAAUCGCCAAAAACGUGUGAUCGCCGUGUUGGCUGAUGACGUGGAUGCGAAUUUGUUGGACGAAGAAUUGGGACAAAUUCUCAGAAAACACACUCGAAUCGAUAUGAAAUCGCAUCUGUUUUGGACUCUACUACACUCUAGUCUACCCAAUCGACUUCCCCUAAAUCACCAUCAUCAUAGUUCGAAGAAUUCCGAUGAUUCGGGUAGUCAGGUCUAUUCGGAUAUUUAUGGAAUUGUACCGUCGGAUGUUGUUUAG